AGUCAAACAACAUAGACAACGUUAAUCAUGGGUGGAACCUCCAUGGCCGGAAGAGUUACCAGGUUUCUGGCGAGUCGCCGCCGGGAACCGGAACUCGACAGCCUCGAGUUUGUGUAUGCGGUGGAGCAACCUGACAAGAGUGUUGGUGAUGUUGAGUUUGAAUUUCUUGAUGUCGACGGAGAGAUGAUGUUAGCUCAAAGUUCUAGCAGCGAUGAGUGUCAUCACACGAAUGAAAUGGAGUUGGAAGAAGACGAGGAAGACAAAAUUGGUACCACCGAGGAGAACAGAAGCUUUUGGGAUAAUCAACACCAGGUUUUGCAGGCCAAUAUAAGCAGAACAAGUUCUUUGGAAUCAAGGAUAAGGCAUGCCACCAAAGAAGCGCUUCAUGAAAUACAAAGCACAGAAACCGUUUGUGGUUGUAACAGACAAAUGGCUGCCACCACUUGCCGAAACUGCUUGAUGAGAGAAGUUUCAAGGCGGCUUCAGAAAGCAGGUUAUAAUAGCGCCAUUUGCAAAACAAAAUGGAGAAGCUCACCGGAUAUUCCAUCAGGUGAACACAAUUUUUUGGACGUGAUAGACAAUACAAGCUCAAAGAAAGGAGAGGUGAGGGUGAUCGUAGAGCUGAAUUUCCGAGCAGAGUUUGAGAUGGGAAGAGGAAGCGAGGACUAUAAUCGACUUGUUCGGAGGCUUCCAGAGGUGUUUGUGGGGAAAGUAGAGAGAUUAAGCAACCUAAUAAAGAUAUUGUGCAUGGCAGCCAAAAGGUGCAUGAAGGAAAAGAAAAUGCACAUGGGACCAUGGAGGAAGCAUAGGUACAUGCAAGCUAAGUGGUUAGGUCCAUGUGAAAGGAACACUUCAACAACCCCACUUUCAAUGGGAUAUUCUAAGAGUAUUCCAAAGCAAAAACCAAAGGCAUCCAUGUUGACUGUUGAUCUGUUGGAGAAGCUUCCCAAUAUGCAUUGCACAGCGGUUGAGGUUGUCUAAUAUAUAUAGAUAUAUAUAUAUAUAUAAGAGGGAUAAGCCUAGUUUUUCUCCCUCUUUAGUUUUGGUAAAUUUAUUUUAUUUUUUCACCCCUUUCCUUGAUGAAAAUUAAAGGAGUGACUCGCAAAUGUGUUGGAAUAGAAGAUUAUAUAUGUUGUUAUGAUUUGCUGUGAUAUGUUGUAACCUGUAGUUUGUUAGGAUAUGUAUAACUGAGUCCUAUUGUAAUUAGGUGUAGUUACUUAUCUUUAGGAAGUUGUUUUACUAUUUGGUAACAGACUGUUUGGUAACAGCCGUAACAGCCUAUUCUAUUUAAGAUACAUUGAUGUACAGUUUUAAAUCAAUGGAAAUACUAUCAAUUGAUACCAUUUAUCAUGGUAUCAGAGCGAU
This is a messenger RNA of Gastrolobium bilobum, 1365 nucleotides long. RefSeq lists its product as uncharacterized. The transcript has 3 exons. Lineage: Eukaryota; Viridiplantae; Streptophyta; Magnoliopsida; Fabales; Fabaceae. The record is from RefSeq and is a predicted model, not a curated record. Bases 28 to 981 code for a protein of 317 amino acids.